UUUGGAAGCAGAGCACCAGUAAUAUGACUGGAGACAAAAGGUUAUAAGGAGCUGUGACUACAUUCAAAGGCUCUGGUCGCAAAACAGAAUCCAGGGAAAUAUUUCUGACCAGGAGCUGAGUGAACAGAAAUUCCGAGGGGGGAAAGAGCCCCAUACAAGAUGAGGAAGCCUGGAUUGUUGCCACACCUGCUUAGGAAGAUCACGGAUAGGCACCGAGCAUUACAUUUACACUUUAUGAACACAGCACUCUUGGUGCUUAUUUGGACGGGCAUUUCCAAAGCCCAGAAGGAUUGCACAGGUGUGGAGUGCAAGCAGCUGGAAAACUGCAUCGAAGAAGUGCUCGAGCCAGAUGAAUGCUGUGCCUCCUGCCUGCAGCACGGCUGCACCUGUGAGGGCUACCAGUACUAUGACUGCGUCAAUGUGGGCUUCAUCAACGGCAAAGUCCCCGAAGGGCAGUCUUACUUCGUCGACUUUGGGAGCACGGAAUGCUCCUGCCCCAAGGGGGGAGGAAAGAUCAGCUGCCAGUUCAUGCUCUGCCCAGACCUCCCGCCCAACUGCAUCGACGCAGUGCUCCCGUCGGACGGGUGCCCGCAGUGCGGGAGAAUAGGUUGCGUCCACGAGGAUCAGAAGUAUGCAGCGGGGCACACGUUCCACAUGCCUCCAUGCAAAGUAUGCCAUUGCCCCAAUUCCGGAGGGGACCUCAUGUGCUACCAGCUGCCAGACUGUAACCAGUCCACGCUAAACCUCCAUAGCCCAUCCGAUGCUGGAGACACUGAACCGGAGCGGCACUAUGAUGAUCCCUACAGUUACGACCAGGAGGCCCCUGAGGCAGACACCACUCAGGUGGAGCCGCCCAAAAAGUACUACAGUUACUCGGCACAUGUGGAGCAAGAGAGCAUGGGGCAAGAGCAAAGUGAGGAUUAUGAUUACCUUGCAAGCAGUGUCACUUCCCCACCGCCAACCCACCCUGCUCCACACACAGAAGCAACUCUGCCUCCAACCAGCAAAAAUGUCCCCACAACGCACCCUCCCGAAACUAGCUGUGCCACUAAAAAGAGGGAGGGAAUGAUUUCCACAAGCACCGCGUCAACAGCCAAGGUGCAGCAGAGUCCUGACUCAGUGACCACUGCAAAUGGCAUUUUAAAGGAAGGAGUGGUGGUUACAACUGAGAUGCCCAGAAAGGUGGCACGAUUUGGGAAGAAAAACCCAGCAAAUCGAGAGAGAAAUGAGCAAGAAGAAAAUGCCCGCUUUAGAAUCAAACUAAACCUGAAAAAAGACAGCAAGCAGAAGGAACACAGAUUGUUGGGAUUAAAGGAGUCCAAUAUGACUCGGUUGCAUGGGCCAAACUCUUUGCUGGAGAAAGAGGAAGGAAAUAAUUUUCCCCAGGUCAAGUUUAAUCCAACUCCACCAUCUCCCAUUGCGCUGAAAGAAGACAACAACCGGAUAUCACAAAAGCAAUCUCAGACACUUUAUCAUUACCAGCCUGAUGAGGAUGUAGAUCCCAAUUCUGUUCAUACUUCCUCAAAGUUACCAAAAGGUUCAACUAAAGAUUUGAUUGAAACUUGCUGUGCUGCUGGACAACAGUGGGCAAUUGAUAAUAAUGAAUGCACCGACAUCCCUGUAAGUGGAACUGAUGGUGACAUUUGCAGAAUUUCUCAGAAGCAGUGUUGUGUCUCAUAUUUAAAGGAAAACAGCUGCAUUGCUGGCAUGAUUGCGGCCAGAGAAGGUGAUUUGUGCAAAUCUGAUGAAAGUGACACCUGUGGAGGUUCAUCUUAUAAGCAAUGUUGCGACUGCUGCUCCCUGGGCCUGCGAGUAAAGAGCGAGGGACAAAGCUGUGAGUCCAACCCAAACCUUGGCUACCCCUGCAACCAUGUGAUGCUGUCCUGCUGCGAAGGAGAAGACCAUCUGAUUCUUCCAGAGCUAAAGAGGCACCCUGAACCGCUGCCAACAGUGACACCCGAGAAACUUUCAGAGAUUGAGGAUCACAAUGAGGCCUUGUCGAUGAUCAGUAAUGAAGCCGAAUUGUCAAACAGUUUACCUGGGGACGACCUGGAUGAGUGCCUGGCCUAUCCUGGAGAGCUCUGCCAGCACCUCUGCAUCAACACUGUGGGAUCCUACAAGUGCUCGUGUUUCCCAAGAUUUACCCUGCAGGAUGAUGGGCUCAGCUGCAACCCAGACCUUGAAGAAGAGUUUGAAAACACUGCCCUAGGGGACAAAGCCACUUCUGCACCAGAAGUCUUGAGCAGCCAGCCUGUACAGGAAGCCCCAAAGAUCCAGCAGGUAGAAGAAGAUAAGUGCAAGGAUAAUGGUCCCUGCAAGCACGUGUGUAAUACUGUGGAAGGGGCAGUUGUGUGCUCUUGUUUGCCUGGAUUUGCCCUCAUGUCAGAUGGGGUUUCCUGUGAAGACCUCGAUGAGUGCCUUACAGGUAUUCACAGUUGUUCCGGAAGACAAUUAUGUGUGAACACACAGGGAUCAUUCUACUGUGUCAACCACAGUGUAAUCUGUUCAGAGGGCUUUGUGCUCAACAUGGAUAGAAAAUGUGUUGAUAUUAAUGAAUGUAUAACAGAUGCCCAUACAUGUAAGAGAGGGGAACACUGUGUCAACACAAUUGGAUCAUUCACAUGUCUUCAGCAACUCAGCUGCCAAUCAGGUUAUGAACUGAAGGAUGGUGAAUGUAUUGAUAUUGAUGAAUGUGAAAGAGGAACUCACAGCUGCAAGAUAAACUUUGUCUGUCAAAAUACAAAAGGAUCAUUCUAUUGUGAAUCAAAGCAACGGUGCAUGGAUGGAUUUUUACAAGAUCCAGAGGGUAAUUGUGUUGACAUUAAUGAAUGUACAUCACUUCCUGAACCAUGCAAGGCUGGAUUCAACUGCAUCAAUACCGUUGGGUCUUAUACCUGUCAGAGAAACCUCUUGAUUUGCAGCAGAGGGUAUCACUCAAGUGAAGAUGGAACUAGAUGUGUUGAUGUUGAUGAAUGCCAGACUGGCGUACACCGCUGUGGAGAUGGACGGAUUUGUCACAAUCUACCUGGAGCUUACCGCUGUGACUGCAAGAUGGGAUAUCAGUAUGAUUCGUUCAGCAGAACCUGUAUCGAUAUAAACGAAUGCUGGAAUUAUCCAGGCCGACUGUGUCAACACUCGUGUGAAAAUACGCCUGGGUCCUAUCACUGCUCCUGCUCCUCUGGCUUCCGCCUGGCUUAUGAUGGGAAGCACUGUGAAGAUGUCAAUGAAUGUGACAACAAUCCCUGCAGUCAAGAAUGUGCUAAUAUUUAUGGCUCCUAUCAGUGUUACUGCAGGCAAGGCUAUCAAUUAGCAGAAGACGGCCAUUCUUGUAAAGAUAUUGAUGAAUGUGCACAAAGUGCAGGUAUUCUGUGCACUUUCCGCUGCCUGAAUGUACCCGGAAGUUACCAGUGUGCUUGUCCUGAUCAAGGAUAUACCAUGGGAGCAAAUGGAAGGACUUGUCGAGAUAUUGAUGAAUGCGCUAUGGGAACUCACAAUUGCACUUCAACAGAAUCUUGUUACAAUAUCCAAGGCAGCUUCCGAUGUCUUUUGUUUCAGUGCCCACCAAACUACAGAAAAGUGUCUGAUAUGAGAUGUGAGCGUAUCAACUGCUUUAACUAUCUGGAGUGCCAAAACACUCCGCUGCGAAUCACUUACUAUCAGCUUAACUUCCAAACUAACAUUGUUGUCCCAGCUCAUAUUUUCCGAAUUGGUCCCUCGCCUGCUUAUGCUGGAGACAACAUAAUCCUUACAAUCAACAAAGGAAAUGAAGAAAACUACUUCAGUACCAGAAAUCUUAAUUCCUACACAGGCAUCGUCUACCUUCAGCGGCAAGUAAAGGAACCCAAAGACUUUUUGUUAGAUGUGGAAAUGAAGCUUUGGCGUCAAGGAACAUACACAACUUUUCUGGCCAAAAUCUAUAUUUUCAUCACUUCUCAUGCAUACUGAGGCAUAGCAAUGCAGCUGGAGUUUAUUGGUGCUAUUGUCUUUAACUUUUCUAUCAGAUCUGAUGAUGAUGGUGGUAGAAAGUCUAUAUCUAACCUCUUAUAUUAUUUUUCUAGCUCUUAAAAAUCUUUGUUUUUUGUAAAAUUAACUUAAAAUAUAUUAACUCACCUUUCUUAUAACUCUGGAUUUUUAACUGUGUGAAAGAAGGCUUUGAGCUUUAAAGCAAAUUUAUGUACAGUAGUUAUACUAUGUUCUAAAACCUUCUGUUGGUACUGCACCAGCGACGACUUCAGAAUCCAUUACUUGGGGUGGGGGUAUACUUAUUUGCUUACUGCUGCAACCUUAUAUGCAUUUACUGGGCAGUAGGCCCCAUUGACCUCAAUUGGAUUUAUUUCUGAGCAGACAUACACAGGGUUGCACUCGAAAAAUUCAGAGGGGGCACUGAAAUCAGCUGGACUAGAAAAGGGACUUCAGUGCCACUGGACUGGGCAAGCAGGUGCAAGUUCCUGCCCUUGAAAAUGCCUGAAGCAUAAUUGCACAGCAGGCAGGCAGGCAGGCAGAUAGCAUGUGACCUCCUUUCAUCUUCUAAGUUUCUUCCAGUACAGCUUCUCAAGGGAAAAGAAAACCCUGUGGCAGAAGAUGCAUGAAGAUACUUUGGUAGAACUCACUCUGCUGUAAAUGCACUGCGGAGUCAGUAUUUAUAGUGAUAUCUUUCUAUAGGCCAACAGAGAAAUCAGAUGCUGGGGUAUUGUCCCCUUCCUAUUCACAGUACCUAUAGCUGCAUCCUCCUCUUACUGCAGCUCAGUUAAAUGGGGCAGCAAUGGGGCAGGUCUGGUGGUGGAAAUAUCAACCUUUUGGGCAACAGAGUAAAGAGAGACAAGACAGCCAUAUGCAUGUUUGAGUUGCUAGAAUGCCAGAGAAAACUGCUGAUGUCAAUAUAGGCUUCACAACCAAUUCACAGCACGACGAGCUCUUAUUAUGUAUUUAAUAUAUCCCCUGGCUUUUGAGUAGGAGUACUGGUUCUGGUGCAAGAAUGACACAGUCUUCUCAGCCACUUUGGUGAUGUCCAAUGUCUAGGAAAAGCCCCCUGGGCAAUUUUCAUAGUGUCCAGAAGCUAUGGAGGUACAUAGAAACAUAGAAACAGAGCGAGUCAGAAGGGGUCUCCCGGGCCAUCUAGUCUGACCCCCGGCUCCAGCCGGCUCCGCUCAC
Varanus komodoensis (Komodo dragon) is the source of this 5151-nucleotide messenger RNA. RefSeq names its product fibulin 2 (gene FBLN2). Bases 160 to 3945 code for a protein of 1261 amino acids. The transcript has 18 exons. Gene Ontology annotation, molecular function: calcium ion binding. Gene Ontology annotation, cellular component: extracellular region. The record is from RefSeq and is a predicted model, not a curated record. Lineage: Eukaryota; Metazoa; Chordata; Lepidosauria; Squamata; Varanidae.